Malassezia vespertilionis is the source of this 4095-nucleotide messenger RNA. RefSeq lists its product as uncharacterized. The record is from RefSeq and is a predicted model, not a curated record. The transcript has a single exon. Gene Ontology annotation, molecular function: protein binding. NCBI's taxonomy places the organism in Eukaryota, Fungi, Basidiomycota, Malasseziomycetes, Malasseziales, Malasseziaceae. Gene Ontology annotation, cellular component: cytoplasm. Bases 1 to 4095 code for a protein of 1364 amino acids.
AUGCACGCUUCGAGCCCGCUGCAGGUGCCGCUGUGCCUGCCGCUGGACGAGCGCGUGGACUGGGCAGAGGUGCAGCGCGGGAUCGAGCACCCGAGUGUCCCGGGUAUGGACGAGGAUGACUGGUCGCGCGCCGAGGAUGUGCAGCGCAGCGUGACAUGCUCCCUGUCUUUCUUCCAGCCGCUGCAUGGGAAGGAGCACGACGGUGAUACGUGUUUCGCCGUUGGGUUUUCGGACGGAUCUGUGGAAGUGUACGCACAGCGUAUGCGUGCUGAAGAAGCCGCAUACGCGCCUCCAUCGCCGGCAUCCAGCAGUGCACACGUGUCCGUGCGCGGGCAUUUGCGCAACUCGCCAAAAACAUGGGGGCAUACCAACAGCGAGCCGCUGCGCGCCUCGUUGCGCGACUCGAGCAUUGCAAUUGGCACUCCGCAUCCAAGUAUUGCGCCUACAUCGCCGGCGCAUGUUGGGUCGCAAGAGCCGCGCAGUUAUGCACAUCCGCCUGCCGAGCAGGUGUUGGAGCAGCUUCAAGCGGGCCAUGCGCAUGUAAUUGAGCAUCCUCGCUCUGAAGCACACACAGAGAAGCCACAUGCGAAGCACGAGCUGCAUUUGCAUAGCGUGCCGCAAUGCACGGAGCAGGAACACACCACGCAAAACGAAUCUGCAGCGUUUAGCGAGCCGCUGGCGUAUGCAUGCGACGGGCAAGUGCGCAAGGUGCGGUCUUUGUACGGCCCCGACGCCUCUCCUGUACUGGCACUUGUCCUUGAUACCCAGCGCUCCGAAGGCGCAAUCACCGAUUAUGCCGACAAUGCCAUGGCGCCGAAGGAUGCACUUCUUCUUGUCCAGCAGGCGUCUGGGCGCAUCACUGUAUGGUCCUUGCCGCUUCUUGAAUUUCAAGCCACGACCAUUGUUCGCAUUGCGCAACUACCAGGUGCAAAAGGCGCGCACCAAGUGCGGUUUACUUUUGCGCGCGAGCAGCAUGCCGGCGAUGCACAGUCCGUGCUUGCUUCGCUUCCCGCCGCCGAACAUACCCAAUUUCACGUGUAUCCAUUGCCAGUGCAUGCACACGAUACCCAAGUGCUGAUUCCAUCUCUUGUAUGGGUCGAGUUCCCUGCAUGGCCGAGCAAGCUUUUUGUGCUGCGCAUCGACGUUGCGUACGGAACACUGGUGCUCUGUGCAGUGCUCGACGCCCCACACGGCCCUCGCUCUGUGCACCUCACUGCGAGCGACACAUUUAGCUUGGCUGUACACACGGUGCAUCAAGGCGCCCUGCAGUGCACCCCCUACGCCAUUCCCGACUGGACCCAAUUCCGCCGCGGGGCGGCUCCGCAAGCUGCCGCGAUGCGAGACAGCCAAAGCCAUAUGGAGUCCACUUUUCUUGCGCUCCUUGGCAAGGCACAUGACGGCGACGCUGCGCCGCCUGUUGCUUGCGCGCGCGGGCACUAUGCAUUGGCAGCGAUCCUAAUGCUCAGCACUACCUGUGUGCUCGCAUUCCAAAGCACGGAUGCUGCGUGCUUGCUUUUAGUCGACAGCGCGGAACAGCCCAUCCGUCAUCUUCUUCCCAGUUCAUUUGUUUCCAUGCAUGUGCUCGAUGCGCCGCGUACGCUGGGCGUCGUAUGCAAAGACCACAUUUGCACUUUGCGCGCAGGCACACUGCACACUGCACAGCGUACUCCAGCCGAGAUCCUCCCUGUGUACGACCGGCUUCUCCAGGAACCGCUCCAAAGUCUUUCUUUUUCAUGCGCACCUUCACCGACUGCGAUUUUGCCACUGAGCCUCUCGCGCAUUCUGGUCGCUGAGCGCAACGGCCUGUACGCUGCAUCUCUCCUUGAUCUUUUCCAUGGCACACCACACGAGGCCAGCAAUGAUACGCGUCCCGUCUGGGACGCCAACGUAAUCCUCUUGCAGCAACUCGCCAACCCACGCACCGGGACGCGCCACAUUUUUGGCGGCUCGGACGCGGGCGAUCUCGUGCUGUGGAACUUUCAGACGCUGCGUGUGGAAGCGACAUGGAGCUGGUUUGCUUCACCGCUGCAGUGUAUUGUACCACUACAGGGCGUAAAUAAUUUAUCGCGACUGUACGACUGUGUUUUGUGCGUAGCGCAGGACGGCACGACCGCGAUUCUUGCCCUGGACGAUUUGCGCCUCGUGCAAAUGAUCCCGGGGUGUGGCGCGCCGCUCAUGGGUGCUGCCGUGAAAGGCAACGAGCUGCUGCUCCACUACGAGGGCCGUGCGCGAAUUUGGUCCAUGGAGACGCACGAACUGGUCCGCAGCGUACAUGCGGAGCAAAUCGAAAUGCUCCUCAGUCCGUCCAAAGGCGAGCACUGGAUCCAGUUUUCUGUGCCGCGCGCGCCGCGCAGUGCGUCGUACAAGCAGGAGAAAGCAGGGAUGCUUUCAAUUUGUGGCGCAGCCGCACAGGGUGCAGUACCUGUUCUUUAUGCCAAUGUGCGCCGCGCGAUGGACACUGCGUGCAAAUCGCUGCGCGGCGCGCUCGGCGCCGGCGCUUUUUCCAGUGCGCUGGACGCGUACAAACUCGGCGCGAGUGCUGCGCCGCUGGCGUCGAGCGAUAGCGCCGCUGACAAGCUGCUAAACACCUUUGUUCCAAUCCUCCGUAUUUUUCUUCCUGUGCACUUGGACGGCGUGUUUGGCAAGCUGGGCACUGCGCUUUUCGGCUCGGCCCCGCCCCCGCUUGCGCUCAUUCCUGUCGUUGCACGCGGCAGUUUUGUCGGCGUGAAGCAAGGAAAGGAUGCGGGAGACGUUGCACAGCGCUUCUCUUUUACGCCUGUCACUACGGCAGAGCAUAUGCUUGCAAUCGUUGCAUUCCUGCUUCUCCUGCACAUGAUCGAGCAUUUGCAGCCGCUGUGCAAGCCUGCACUCCACGGUCUUCUCACGCCGGAUUUUAUGGCCCGGUGCACGCAGCCGCACGCCUUCCAGCGACCGUGCCUUACCACAGUUUGCCGCUACAUGCUCGACGAGAAUGAGGUGCUGCGCACGAGUGCGAGCCUUGUUUUUGAGCACUACGUCAAGUCUACUUCGCGCGAAGAGCUGGCCGAAGCAAUGGCGACGUGGGCAGCUUUCCUCGAGGGCCACGAAGAGCCAGGCACACCCCACGCACUCUUGCUUCUGGGCCUCCUUGCGCCGGUGCGCUACGUCUACUUCUCUCCCUUGCUCCUGAAACGCAUUGCGGUGAUGAUCAUGCGCUACCUUACGACGCCGAUUGUCGACGCUACCACUACAUGGCACGCCUACAUAGCCUUGGAGCUGUGCUGCCGCGGAUGCGAUAUCUGGCAGCAUUACCUCGACGCCGUCACUCUCGUGCGUUCCAUUUUUGCGAUGGCCACGGGGCCAGACGACGAAAUGCGCUUCCUUACGCUCUCCGGCCUUCCUCUCCGCGGCUUGGCUCGCCGCGCGACGUUGGCGUUGGCGACACGGCAAAGUACCUUGUUUAUGAGCACGCUCGCGAUGGAUAUUUUGCAUCCACCUUCGCUCGAGCACGGCCAGGUCACGCUGCGCCUCGUCGCGUUCAUGAUUCGGCAAAAGCCGCUGGUCCUCUACCCGAGCCUGCCUCGACUUGUCGAAGCGGUCGUCAAGUCGCUCGACCCCACCGUCGCGUCCAUGCGCUCAAGCAUGGUCAAGUCUGCGACGCUGAUGCUGAACGAGCUUGUAAAGACAUACCCCUCGAUUGCAUUCCACGGGCCCAUGCAGCGGCUCGCCGUCGGAACGCAUGACGGGCCGGUCGUGCUGUACGACUUGAAAACCGCGACGCGCCUCUACAUUCUCGGCGGGCAUUCCACGCCCGUGACUGCGUGCAGCUUUUCUCCAGACGGCCGCAGACUGUUGUCCAUGAGCCUCGAGAGCGAAGUGGUGCUGAUUUGGCGGCUCAGUACGGGGUUCCUCGAUAUCUUCGUUCCUGGUGCCAUCUCGCGUCUCGCACGGAGUCACGACCCCGCCGAGGCCGACCGCGCGGUGCAUUUUCAUCUGGGCGAUGCCGCACUAUUGGCUCCGGCACAGACACUCACGCAAGUGUCAUUCGAGUGGCGCAACUCACAAAGUGUGCUUCUCCGCGUUGGCGAAGCAAGCGUCACGCUCGGCAUCGUAUAA